AUCAAUGAAAUGUGCAUCGUACGAUCUAUAUGAUUGGAUAAAGUAUAGCAAUGUUACAUAUUGCAACCAACCAUAAGUUAUAAUUUAGAGCUCUCUGUUACUAACAAUGAAGUAUGGCCGCUUUUGUGUAUCUUUCCAGAGAGGUGCUAUCAGGUUUUGAUAAUUAUAAAUAUAGUGCCAUAGAUUCAAGUCCUGUUAGUAACUACAUUUGUCAUCCAUUUUGGAAUUUUUGUGUCAAGUUUGUUCCAUUAUGGAUAGCACCCAACGUUUUGACAUUGACAGGGUUCCUUCUCCUGCUUGUAAAUUUUAUUGUUAUGACCUAUUAUGAUCCACACUUCUACGCAGGAUGCAGGGAUCACCCAGAACAUCCACCAAUACCUAACUGGGUUUGGUUAAUGGGAGCCAUCAACACAUUUUUGGCACAUACUUUAGAUGGCAUUGAUGGAAAGCAAGCCAGAAGAACCAAGUCAUCAUCACCAUUAGGUGAACUCUUUGAUCAUGGCCUAGACAGCUGGGCAACACUUUUUCUACCUGUGGCCAUCUUUUGUAUAUUUGGUAGGGGCGAGCAUGGUGUCAAUGUUUUUCGUGUCUUCUUGUGUAUAAUGGGCAUCAUGGUGUGUUUUGUCGUCAGUCACUGGGAGAAGUACAAUACGGGUGUCCUCUUUUUGCCAUGGAGCUAUGAUAUAGGACAGCUUACCAUGAUUCUAGUAUAUUUAGCUACUUAUUAUGGAGGGCAUAAUUUAUGGAAAUUUCAAAUACCAGUCUUGAACAUAUCUCCAGCCGAAGGUUUUGAGUUGUCAUUAUAUGUGGGAUUCUUGUUUUUAACAUUCCCCUUCACAUUUUACAACAUAUAUAGAGCUUAUAAAGACAAGACUGGCAAAAUGUUGUCCAUCUCUGAAGGGAUGCGUCCUCUUGUGUCCACAUUUAUUUUAUUUGCUCUUCUUGGAUUGUGGAUACACAUGUCCAGUUGUGAGAUCCUUGACCGUCAGCCAAGACUGUUCUACUGGACAACAGGAACAGCUUUUUCUCAUAUAGCAUGCUACCUAAUUAUAGCACAGAUGAGUAGCACACGUUGUGAGCUGAUCAAUACAUCCCUGCUACCUUUGUUUACCAUAGUCCUUCUAGUGAGUGUGUUACAUCUAGGUACACUAGAGAUCUAUCUGCUGUGGUUCUACUGCAUCUACAUUACAUUGAAACAUGUCACUUUUGGUGUGUGUGUGGUGAAAGAAAUGUGUCAACAUUUUAAGAUCCAGGCAUUUUCAUUAAGCAAAGUAAAUGCUAAAGAGAUCAAUCAGAAAACUAAAUGAAAUUAAAGAAGUGUAGUCUACAAAUGUAUGAGCUGCUGUAUGACAUGAGUUAAUUUAUAUUGAUGAGUAAGUAUGCUGUGCAGAGCUAUGGACAUGGAGAAAGAUGAAUGCAAUGUGUAAAAGCUGUCUGUGCAUGAAUCAAGAAAUGUAUCAGAUGUAUUUUUUUAUCAUCUUUUUCAAAAUAAGUUUAUCAUCCGUGUGGUUGCAAAGGUUUUUACAAUUUAUUAGUGAUGUGGCGCAGGCAAUUGUUUCAUCAGAUUUUUCCUAGAAAUGUUUUUACUGAAUGCCAAAAAAAAAUAAAUCACUUAACAUCUAAUUGAUGUCAAGAAAAAAAAAUAACAGAGUUUAUUAAUGACUACCAUUGAAUGAAGGUCUAAACCUAUUUUUUGUUUGUUUAUAAAUAACUUAUAUUAAAUAGAUUUUACAAUCUUUAUAUUCUUCUUCUUAGUAAAUUAUAUGUUCUGUUGUGUGAUUUUUGUUUCAAAAUGUGCAGAUAUUUGUAUGGAUUUGAGAUUAAUUAUUCUUUAGAAUUGUCAUAUAACCCAUUGAAAUGUUAAACAACAUUCAGUAUGUCAGGAAGAUGAACCAUCUUUUUUUUUUAGUUUCAUUUGAUUUGAAGAGAUAUUUUAAGACACUAAUUUUUGCAGGUUUCAUUAUAGAGAGAUGCAAUUUAAUCACAUUUGAAAAUCUAACUCGAUAAAAAAAAACAGGUAUUCUAAAAUUCUUUCAAUCCUAAAUUACACAUCAUGUUAUUAUUCUUCAAAGUACACUUACUAACAUUGAUACUUAUAUUUGACAUGCAGGAUUUAAACAUAAUUUCACUUUUAAAUUAGCUUUGGUCAUCGAAAAAAAAAAAAAAAAAGAAAACUCAAAAAGAUUUCAAAGAGAAAAAGUUCCAACCUGCUAUUCUUUUUUUCACUGUUCUCAAGAAGAGAAAAAAAUGCAGCUUUUCUUCUUUGAAUUAAAUGCAUUUUUUUGUUUCAUUUUGUAAGUCUCCAGCCAUAUCCAGUAAAAGUAGUGAACUUUAAAAAACAGUGAUCUCAUUUACCUUGGUGCUGACUUGUAUUAGUGAUUUCAUGUGUUUAAACAAUUCAGAUUAAUGUAAACUAAUACAGAGAGAAUUCUUUCCAAUCUGCUUGUUUUCAUUCUUUCCACAUCAACAGUAUUACUUGAUUUCCUGCAAAUCCUUUAAAUUUUAAACAUUUUUUGUUGGCAUGUAAGUUGUUUUUUUUUCUUUAUCUUAGAAAAUGUUUUCUUAAUUUUUUUUUUCAUAGACAUUUAGUAUUUGUAAUUUGUGAUACCGGACGAUAUACCCAUAAAAAAAUAUUUAAAGGUACCGGUAACUUAGUGGCUUGACAAUUGUGUAAAACUCUAAUAAGUAUUUCAAAAGUAUAGCCUGCUACAAUUGAAGUUUCUAAAGCAUAAAAAAAGAAGGAGCUUUUAAUAAAAGACUAUCUCAGUAGAUGUAAUGGGAAUGUUCUCAGCCAGUAUUUGCAAUGAAAUUUGUUGUAGUGCUUUGCAUUGGAUGAUUGUAUAAAACAUUUAAUAAAGCAAAUGUGUCUGUAUUAUAAAAAAAAUAAAAGCAUUUAGAUCUAGACUUAAAUAAAAAUUGCAUGUAAAUUUUAAAUGUGAAAAUAACCAGAAGCAUUCAUUGAUGUUUAUUUCCCUUUCACAAGGUGUGGAUUUUAACAUAUAUUAUAGGAUAUACUUGUUGGAUAAAACUGCCAAUAGUUCACUUUGCAAUGCUCAUACAAAAGAAAAAUCAAAAUCAUCUAAAGACAUGCAAUAUAACCUCAACAUGAUGUGUGACAUACUAGACAUGCUCAUUUCAUCUAUGUGGAAAAACUCUAAAUAUCAUUAUCAGGUUUUUGGUAAAAACCUAUUGAAUGAAAGAUUAAAUUGUUGUUUUUUUUUUAAAGGUAUACACUUUUUUUUUUCACACUGCGAAAUCUUUUUCUUAAUUAGUUGGCAACAUUUGUUUCAAUUUUGCACCCUUGACAUUUAGUUUAAAAGUUUAUGAUAAAGAUCCCUAACUUGACAAAACAAUUUGCAUCACAUAAGUUGAAUUGUUUGGAUUGUACACACAUUCCUUGAUCUACUGACAAGCUUUCAUCAAAAUGUAUGAAGCUAGACAUCAUUUCUGCACACUCUGCAUACUCUGGUCUGAUGGCUGACUCUACAUUACCUAGCUGUUAACACAUUUCUUGUUUGCUACAUUGAAACCAGACUGCAGUGAUGGACUGGCUAACACAAUUACUCUCCUCACUCUCCCCUCAACCAAAGUAUCUAUUUAGAAUUCAGUAACAUUUUGCCUUUUGUAAUUGUCUUGUGCAUUUCAUGACUCCUGUUGACUAUAUAGGUAUGUUUAGUUCUUUAUGUAAUGAAUGUAAAAAAAAAAAAAAAAAACAA
This is a messenger RNA of Biomphalaria glabrata, 3716 nucleotides long. Its product is annotated as ethanolaminephosphotransferase 1-like. The coding region runs from base 114 to 1307 and encodes 397 amino acids. Gene Ontology annotation, molecular function: ethanolaminephosphotransferase activity. Lineage: Eukaryota; Metazoa; Mollusca; Gastropoda; Planorbidae. Gene Ontology annotation, biological process: phosphatidylethanolamine biosynthetic process. The record is from RefSeq and is a predicted model, not a curated record. The transcript has 9 exons. Gene Ontology annotation, cellular component: Golgi apparatus; endoplasmic reticulum membrane.